AUGGCCGACAGCACCGCGCUCAUGCGCUGCCCGAGCGCCCAGCACUCGGCUCGGCCGCAGCAUGGCGCCAAGUUGGUGUACCUGAUCAGGCACGCGGAGUCGCGGGAGAACGUCCGGGUGCGCGCCGCCGGCGCCGUCCUCUCGCGCCUCGCCGCGCUGUCCCUGCCACGGGGCCAGGACCUCUGCGCCGCCUCCAGGCUGCUCCUGUGCGACCUGGACGCGCCGCUGUCCGAUGCUGGGGUGGAGCAGGUGCGCCGCGCUCGGGAGCGCCUGGGCGGCGCGGACUUCCUGAGGCGCGAGGGCAUCGAGCUCGUGGUGCACAGCUCCCGGCAGCGCACGGCGCGCACCUGCCGCGAGCUCUUCGGCCAGGGCCCGGGACCCCCCGUCUCGGCGGGCGGAGGGCAGCAGUGCGUGCAGCGUCCCGUCGCGGGCGGCCCGCGGAGGACCGCGGAGCCUCCGCGAGGCAUGGCCGCCUCGAGGGGCGAGGCCCUCCGGAGGCGCGGCGGCGGGAUCUCUCCGCGCGGGCCCGCCGCGAGGCGACCGCGCGUGCGUCAGCGGCAGCUCGUCCAGGGGCCGCCGCUGCGGCAGGGCGGCGUCCACGCGCCCUGCCCCCGGGGCGGCGGCAGCGCUCAGACCGCCCGCCCCCCGAGGGCGAAAAGCAUGGGCGUCUGA
Messenger RNA from Prorocentrum cordatum, 672 nucleotides. NCBI's taxonomy places the organism in Eukaryota, Dinophyceae, Prorocentrales, Prorocentraceae. The record is from the annotation of a GenBank genome assembly.